Molecule: messenger RNA, 4744 nt
Organism: Ziziphus jujuba (common jujube)
Lineage: Eukaryota; Viridiplantae; Streptophyta; Magnoliopsida; Rosales; Rhamnaceae
Product: xanthine dehydrogenase 1
Exons: 14
Coding region: 428-4528 (1366 amino acids)
Molecular function (GO): 2 iron, 2 sulfur cluster binding; FAD binding; oxidoreductase activity
Source: RefSeq, a predicted model, not a curated record
GCGAGCACUGUGACAAACAAGAACCGCCACUCGCGCACACUCACACGCACGAGCACUCGCUCUCUCUUUGAAGCACCUUUUUUCUAUUUUCGGAUCUCUUUCUUCUUAUAGCCUGAUACAUAUAAUUCCCAAAUUAAAGCCAUUCUCCUCAGAAAUAUAUAUAUAUAUAUAUAGUCGUUCUAAGUACUUCUCUAUCCUUACUGCUUUAUCCUUAUUCCGUAAUUUCCAUUUUGACUAAUUUAUUGACUCUGAUUCUUCCCAGUCCCGUCUUUUUCAAAAAAGCUUCAAACUUCAUUUCUUUUUUUUUUUUUUUUUUUUUUGCUCUGAUUAAUCAGAGAGUUUGAUGAGGUAGAAAUCAUAUUCAUAAUUCAAGUCGGGAAAAAAAUACCAACUUUUUGGGAUACAAAGAGUGUGGAUAAUCAGAGAUAUGGGUUCGUUGAAGGGCGAUGAGGAAGUGGAACAAUUUGGAGAAGAAUCAAAAGAGGCAAUUCUUUAUGUGAAUGGAGUUCGAAAAGUUUUGCCUGAUGGGUUGGCUCACUUGACCCUUUUGGAGUACCUCAGAGAUAUAGGCUUGACGGGGACAAAACUUGGCUGUGGUGAAGGUGGUUGUGGAGCUUGCACUGUUAUGGUUUCUCAUUAUGACAAAAAAUUGAAGAAAUGUCUGCACUAUGCUGUCAAUGCAUGCUUAGCUCCUCUAUAUUCUGUAGAAGGGAUGCAUAUAAUUUCAGUGGAAGGGGUAGGAAGCCGCAAACAUGGCUUGCACCCAGUUCAAGAAUCGUUGGCACGUGCUCAUGGCUCACAGUGUGGAUUCUGUACCCCUGGUUUUAUCAUGUCUAUGUAUGCGUUAUUAAGGUCAAGCCAAUCACCACCUAGUGAAGAGCAGAUUGAAGAAUGCCUUGCAGGAAACCUGUGUCGAUGCACAGGUUAUAGACCAAUUAUUGAUGCAUUUCGGGUCUUUGCCAAAACAAAUAAUUUACUAUAUACUGAUAUGUCUUUGCUAAGCCUUCAAGAUGGUGAUUUUAUCUGCCCUUCUACUGGUAAGCCCUGCUCUUGUGGAUCAAAAACGGAAAGCAACAAUACAUCCACUACUGGGAGAGGUAUCACUUGUAUUGAACCUGCCUCUUAUAGUGAGAUAGAUGGAAGCACAUACACAGACAAGGAGCUCAUUUUCCCUCCUGAACUUGUGUUGCGGAAAUCAAAUUCUUUGAAUUUGAGUGGACAUGGUGGGCUCAAGUGGUUUCGGCCUUUAAGACUUAAACAUGUGCUGGAGUUAAAAGAAAAAUACCCAGAUGCUAAGUUGCUGGUAGGUAAUACUGAAGUAGGAAUUGAGACAAGGCUGAAGAGAAUUCAGUAUCAGGUUUUCAUCUCUGUUACGCAUGUCCCUGAACUAAACAUUUUGAAUGUAAAGGAUGGUGGCAUAGAGAUAGGUGCAGCUGUAAGACUAUCUGAACUCUUGAAAUUUUUUAGAGAAGUCAUAACAGAGCGAGCUGCAUGUGAAAGUUCAUCUUGUAAGGCCUUCAUUGAACAGUUAAAAUGGUUUGCUGGGACACAGAUUAGAAAUGUUGCUUCUGUGGGUGGGAAUGUAUGUACUGCUAGCCCAAUAUCAGACUUGAACCCUCUUUGGAUGGCUUCUAGAGCAAGGUUUCGAAUUAUUAAUGGCAAAGGUAAUAUUAGAACAACCCUGGCAGAAAAUUUUUUCCUGGGUUAUCGUAAGGUGGAUCUUGCAAGGGAUGAAAUUUUGCUGUCAGUAUUCUUACCAUGGACCAGGCCUUUUGAGUUUGUGAAAGAAUUUAAGCAAGCUCACCGAAGGGAAGAUGAUAUUGCAAUUGUAAAUGCUGGAAUCCGUGUUUAUCUUGAGGAAAGAGAUCAAAGUUGGGUGAUUUCUGAUGCAUCUGUUGUUUAUGGUGGGGUAGCUCCACUUUCUCUUUCUGCUAAAGCAACAAAAGAAUUUCUCAUUGGAAAAAGUUGGAACCAAGAGCUACUGCAAGGCGCUUUGAAUGUCUUGCAGAAGGAUAUACUGCUCAAGGAUGAUGCACCUGGUGGAAUGGUGGAGUUCCGGAAAUCUUUGACUUGUAGCUUUUUCUUCAAAUUCUUUCUAUGGGUUUCUCAUCAAAUGGAUGGAACAAAUAGCAUGAACAGUGUACCAUUAUCCCAUCUCUCUGCCACACAAUCAUUCCACCGACCACCUGUUAUAGGAAGUCAAGACUAUGACAUUAUAAAACAUGGAACAGCUGUCGGGUCUCCUGAGAUUCAUCUCUCAUCAAGACUUCAGGUUACAGGAGAGGCAGAGUAUGCUGAUGAUACUCCAUUGCCUCCAAAUAGUUUGCAUGCUGCUUUAAUAUUGAGCAAAAAACCUCAUGCCCGUAUACUUUCAAUAGAUGAUUCAGGUGCAAAAUCUUCACCUGGGUUUGCAGGUAUAUAUUUAGCUAAGGAUGUGCCAGGUGAUAAUAACAUUGGACCAGUUAUUGCUGAUGAGGAGCUAUUUGCUUCAGAGUUUGUCACUUGUGUUGGUCAGGUGAUUGGACUGGUUGUUGCCGAUAUGCAUGAGAAUGCGAAACUAGCAGCAAGAAGGGUUCAUGUUGAGUAUGAAGAGCUUCCUGCCAUCUUAUCAAUUGAGGAUGCUAUCAAUGCUAAAAGUUUCCAUCCUAACACCGAGAAGAUUUUGAGGAAAGGUGAUGUGGAUCUAUGUUUUCAAUCAGGGCAAUGUUACAAGGUCAUAGAAGGGGAGGUUCAAGUAGGAGGACAGGAACACUUCUACUUGGAGCCACAAAGCAGUGUGGUAUGGACAAUGGAUGGUGGUAGUGAAGUUCACAUGAUUUCUUCCACGCAAGCUCCACAGAAGCACCAGAAAUAUGUGUCUCAUGUUCUUGGUCUUCCAAUGUCAAAAGUUGUAUGUAAAACCAAACGCAUUGGCGGUGGUUUUGGUGGGAAGGAGACAAGAUCUGCUGUCUUUGCUGCUGCAGCUUCUGUCCCAUCGUAUUUGUUGAAUCGGCCAGUUAAACUAACAUUAGACCGUGAUACAGACAUGCUAGUAUCUGGGCAGCGGCACAGCUUUCUUGGGAAGUACAAGGUUGGCUUCACAACUGAUGGAAAAGUGCUGGCUUUGGAUCUUGAAAUCUACAAUAAUGCGGGAAAUUCAUUAGACCUUUCUCCUGCCGUGCUUGAACGUGCUAUGUUCCACUCAGAUAAUGUUUAUGAGAUACCAAAUGUGAGGAUUUUGGGAAGGGCGUGCUUCACUAAUAUCACUAGCAACACUGCUUUUCGAGGAUUUGGUGGUCCUCAAGGUAUGCUUAUUGCAGAAAAUUGGAUUCAGAGAAUUGCUGUUGAACUCAAGAAAAGCCCAGAAGAGAUUAGAGAGAUUAAUUUUCAAGGUGAUGGAUCAAUAUUGCAUUAUGGUCAACAACUUCAACACUGUACACUGACCCAGGUGUGGAAUGAGCUGAAGUUAUCUUGUGAAUUUUCAAAAGCUCGCAAUGAAGUUGACAAAUUCAAUAGUCAAAAUCGGUGGAGGAAGCGUGGUAUUGCAAUGGUUCCUACGAAAUUCGGAAUAUCAUUUACAUUAAAGCUUAUGAACCAGGCAGGUGCUCUUGUUCAUGUCUACACAGAUGGAACUGUUUUAGUUACACAUGGGGGUGUUGAGAUGGGGCAAGGUUUACAUACAAAAGUUGCUCAGGUUGCUGCUUCUGCCUUCAAUGUUCCUCUCAGUUCUGUCUUUAUAUCAGAGACAAGUACCGACAAGGUACCCAAUGCAUCACCAACGGCAGCUUCUGCAAGCUCGGACAUCUAUGGAGCUGCAGUUUUGGAUGCAUGUGAGCAAAUUAAGGCACGUAUGGAGCCCAUUGCAUCACAGCAGAAUUUCGGCUCCUUCACUGAGCUAGCGGGUGCUUGCUAUGCGGCUCGAAUAGACCUUUCUGCUCAUGGAUUUUACAUUACACCUGAAAUUGGCUUUGACUGGGUGACUGGUAAAGGGACCCCAUUCAGGUACUUUACCUAUGGGGCUGCAUUUGCUGAGGUCGAAAUUGAUACAUUGACCGGAGAUUUUCACACGAGGACAGCGAAUCUAUUCAUGGAUCUUGGAUAUUCUCUUAACCCAGCCAUUGAUGUUGGGCAGAUUGAAGGAGCUUUUAUACAAGGUUUGGGCUGGGUAGCCUUGGAAGAACUGAAGUGGGGAGAUGCAGCUCAUAAGUGGGUCCCAUCUGGUCACCUAUACACAUGUGGGCCUGGAAGUUACAAAAUUCCUUCUAUAAAUGAUGUUCCAUUCAAAUUCAAUGUCUCACUUCUCAAGGGGCAUCCUAAUGUGAAGGCCAUCCAUUCAUCUAAAGCUGUUGGUGAGCCUCCAUUCUUUUUGGCUUCAGCAGUCUUCUUUGCCAUCAAAGAUGCCAUUACAGCAGCAAGAGCAGAAGUGGGAAGAGACGAGUGGUUUCCUCUUGAUAAUCCAGCAACACCUGAACGAAUUCGGAUGGCUUGUGUAGAUGAAUUUACAGAACCAUUUGUUAGUUCGAAUUUCCGGCCAAAGCUUAGCAUUUGAUGGAUGGUUGUUGGUUACUUGGCUUGUCACUUUACCGUGUAUUCUGUGCUUUCAAUGUUGCCGGAGCAGACAAUAUCACAUUGUACGGAAUAUGUUAUUCUAAAACUCAAACUGUAGAGAGAACAUGAGAAAAUAAGCAUGCUCUAGUAUUAGCAUAGCAUGUGAUACGUACACAUGGAAUAAAAUCACAAGAGCAUAUUGUUAUCCAUAAGGAUA